GGCUAGGAUAGAAGAGGGGGAGGCAGAGGCCACGGAAGCUCAGUCUCUCCUAGUCCAGGAAGUGCAGUACAAUGGCGGUUUUUAUGUUUCAGUAGGAGAACCCUGGCCUCUGGAGUUCAGCGCAGAGACUUCGUUGCAGAUCGCUGGCUCUCUACGUAUAUCGCGACCCGAAGACUCAGUUCCUGCCUUUGCUCAUUGGUGGGUGGUACCAUUACCUAGAGUAUCCUGGUUACAUAUUCUGGUGACUCCAUCAGACAGCUUGGGAACCCUCCGAUCCAUCAAGAUGAGCUUCCAGGCCACACCCACACUCCUACAUCUGGCAGUGCGGAGCCUGCUGAGGAACGAGGCCUUGGCCGUCUCUGGUCUGCAGGACCUGCCCGUGGAGCUCUUCCCACCGCUCUUCAAGGAGGCCUUCACCCACAAACGGUUUGUGGUCCUGAAGGCGAUGGUGCAAGUCUGGCCUUUCCCUUGUCUCCCACUGGGAGGUCUGAUGAAGAUGAAGGCAUCCUACCUGGAGACCUUACAAAUCAUACUGGAUGGGAUUAACAUACUGCUUGACCAGAAGGUUCACCCCAGUAGCCACAAACUGAGAGUUCUGGAUUUGCGUGCUAUGCACAAGGACUUUUGGAAUGUGUGGGCUGGGGAUGAGGCAGCUGCCGGCUCUCUAGAAGUCAAGCGUAAGAAGAAAACACAAGGCAGAGGUGCAAGGGUAGUGGCCAAGCAGUCGUUGAAGGUGUUUAUAGACAUGUGCCUCAAGCCAAGAGCCCUGGAUGCAUGCAUGUCUUACCUCCUGCUGUGGGUGGAAGGGAGGACAGGCUUGCUGGGCUGUAAGAAGCUGAAGAUCUCCACGAUCGCUCUCCGGAACAUCGUGAAGGUUCUGGAAAUGCUGGACCUGGACUAUAUGGAGGAAGUGGAAGUGUGCUGCACCUGGAAACUGUCCACCCUGGCCAGCUUUGCUCCCUACAUGGGCCAGAUGCGCAGUCUCCGCAAGUUCCUUCUCUCUCAUGUCUGCAUCCCUGUCCCCAUUUCCCUUGAGGAGAAGGGGAAGUUGAUCGACCAGUUUACCUCGCAGUUUCACAACCUGGAGUACCUCCGCGAGCUCUCGUUGGACUCCAUCUCCUUCCUUGAAGGUCAACUGGACCGGUUGCUCAGGUGCCUGAAGGUCCCCUUGGAGACUCUGUCUAUCACUGACUGCCAGCUUUCGGAAUCAGAUUUGAAGUCCCUGACCCAGUGUCCAGGCAUCCGUCAGCUCAAACAUCUGGAUCUAAGUGGUGUCAUACUGACCAACAUAAAU
Messenger RNA from Microtus ochrogaster (prairie vole), 1294 nucleotides. Its product is annotated as PRAME family member 12. Lineage: Eukaryota; Metazoa; Chordata; Mammalia; Rodentia; Cricetidae. Gene Ontology annotation, biological process: positive regulation of cell population proliferation; negative regulation of cell differentiation; negative regulation of apoptotic process. Gene Ontology annotation, cellular component: cytoplasm. The record is from RefSeq and is a predicted model, not a curated record.